Dama dama (fallow deer) is the source of this 5458-nucleotide messenger RNA. Its product is annotated as metastasis-associated protein MTA3-like. The record is from RefSeq and is a predicted model, not a curated record. Gene Ontology annotation, molecular function: histone deacetylase binding; transcription coactivator activity; sequence-specific DNA binding. Gene Ontology annotation, biological process: negative regulation of transcription by RNA polymerase II. Bases 1753 to 2604 code for a protein of 283 amino acids. The transcript is spliced from 8 exons. Gene Ontology annotation, cellular component: NuRD complex; nucleoplasm. Lineage: Eukaryota; Metazoa; Chordata; Mammalia; Artiodactyla; Cervidae.
CAGACCCCCUCCAGGUGUCUGUCCCACAGAUCUCUCUUCUAAGCUUUAUCGCAGCCAGUCCUCUAAGCUGUUCCUUUCAGGUCCCUGAUCAUUGUGUCAAAGAAAUGACCAUUGUCCACAGGUGAGUGUAGAUUAGUACCUCUGGCCAUCUCUCUUGCAAUUCAAAGUACAACAUCAGAUGUCCACUCUAAUGGUCUGCCCUCCACAAGGGUCUCCCCUCUUCACUGUGCUUCAGUCACUCCUGCUUGGGGCUGAAAUGCUACAGAGUCUAAUUCCAGUUGGUACCAGCAUCAUGCAGAACCAUCUGUUGCAUUUGGAUUUUUUCCUCUUCAGUUGGCAUAUCGUAGGGAACUCCCAUGAAACCAGAGUGAGGGUUGAGGGAGAGAUGAUACUUCAUCAGGAGUAGACACAGACGUGACCUACACUUGUUGAUGAGAGUGUGGUGGUGCUGAGCACAGCUGACUAGGACUUUAUGACUUAGAUAAAAUCUGGCUCAUGAGGAAGCUUGGGUUACAUGGUCACUUGGUUUUCUUUUUUCAGACUACCAGGUAAACUGCAUGCCAGGGGCUGUUUCCCGAAAGAAUAAUUAGGAGAUAAGAAGUCUUGCUUUUCUUAAAAUCCUGUGCCUAGGAUUUUGCUGUAGUCAGCUCCUUAACACUGCCCCUCAGACCCUUUCAGCUCCAUUACACUGCUUUAUGUUAAAUUGGAGAAAAUUAUAUUUGCUUUGACUGCAGUUGAAAUGCCAGCCGUGCUGAUCUGCCCCUGUAAGGAGGCCACAUUUCUUGAAGGUGCCACCCAACUAAACGUAAAGAUAAUUUCGCUUUUCUAAACUCCAUUUAUUUUUCUCUUCAGGCCAAACAGGUGAGUUAAAUAUGGAGGUGAUAGGAAUGUCAUGAGUGAAUGUAGGUCACAAACAGACCCGUAGCUGCACUGGGGUCUGGGAAGAACUAGUUAAAGCCAGUGGUACAUUAGGGCAAGCUCAAUGAGGGUCAGAGGGUGCUGACUCACCCAUCAGUAAAUCUGCCUCAACAGCUAACAAUUGAAUGUUAUCAUUCUGUUUGAAGUGCCCUGUUGGCUUCUUGAAUGAAUAGCAGAUCUCCCUUUACUGAGGGACAUACUAAAUAUUUUCUUCCAUCUUGGGUCUCAUAAGUAGACACUCAGUGGGCCAUUUUUGAAUAAUUAUGGAAAAUAGCAGACAAGUUUCCUACUUUGCUGAUCUGUACCACACUUGGCUGUGCUUUUUCGGAGACUUAGGUUUUCAUUUUAUUUACAACAAAAUAGAUUAAAGUAGAGCAGUUUUUGAAAAGAUGAGAAGUACUACAGAAGCUACAGACCAAUGACCCCUAGCUGUGGAUGUCAUCUUUGGAAGUUAAAGAACUCAGGCCAGACUCCAAAAUAUUAUUUCUAAAAAUUAUACUUCAACUCCACCAUAGCCCGAGAAGAACUGAUUAAGUCAUGAAAUGCUAUCAGUCAUAAGGUUUAUAAUUUUAAACAAAAUGAGGGCUGAGAAAUGUGUUGUAUCAUCAUCUUUAGCUGAAUAGAACUUGUUUGGGGACCCUUUGCUCAGAAUUAAUUUCAGUUUUCUUCAACAUUUCUACUAGAAUGCGUCUCCCAUGUAGGUUAUUGCCUCAUUAUUUUUAAGAAGUGAUUUUAAAGGAAAAUAGUUCCUACAGUAGCUUGUUUUCAUUAUCAUGUUACAUAUUUUUUCAGCUCCCUUGGAAAUCAUUGACUAGCAUCAUUGAAUAUUAUUACAUGUGGAAAACUACUGACAGAUAUGUGCAGCAGAAACGUCUAAAGGCAGCAGAAGCAGAGAGUAAACUGAAACAAGUGUAUAUCCCAACUUACAGCAAACCAAAUCCCAACCAAAUAUCCACCAGCAAUGGCAAACCUGGUGCUGUGAAUGGAGCCGUGGGAACCACAUUCCAGCCGCAAAACCCUCUCCUGGGGCGAGCCUGCGAGAGCUGCUACGCUACACAGUCUCAUCAGUGGUAUUCUUGGGGCCCACCUAAUAUGCAGUGUAGGUUAUGUGCAACCUGUUGGCUCUAUUGGAAAAAAUACGGAGGCCUGAAGAUGCCCACCCAGUCGGAAGAGGAGAAGUUACCUCCUAGCCCAGCUACCGAGGACCCGCGAGCUAGAAGCCAUAUGUCUCGCCAGGCCAUGCAGGGGAUGCCAGUCCGAAACUCUGGGAGCCCGAAGUCUGCAGUGAAGACCCGUCAAGCUUUCUUCCUUCACACUACAUAUUUCACAAAAUUUGCUCGGCAGGUCUGCAAAAAUACCCUCCGGCUGCGGCAGGCAGCAAGACGGCCGUUUGUUCCUAUUAAUUAUGCUGCCAUUAGGGCAGAAUAUGCAGACAGACAUGCGGAUCUAUCUGGAAGUCCCCUGAAAAGCAAAAGCACGAGGAAGCCUUUGGCAUGUAUCAUUGGGUAUUUAGAGAUCCAUCCUUCGAAGAAACCUAAUGUAAUUCGAUCUACACCAAGCCUGCAAACCCCAACCACCAAGCGGAUGCUAGCCACCCCGAAUCACACGUCUCUGAGCAUUUUGGGGAAAAGAAACUACAGUCAUCACAAUGGCCUGGAUGGAGGCACAGACAAGAGCGCCCGAUGAAUCCCCGGGUUUAUGUUGUUCAAGACCUUCAACCUUGUUAAGGAAAAGACACUUGUCUCAGUUUCAGAGGAACCGUAGCCAUUGCACUUUUCUCAAGACCCAUUUGUCUCUGCUACCCUGUCGUGGUGCAGAGAGGAAGGCUGAUUACCUGUGCCUUACCUCCAAUAUCUCAUCUGAUUCAGUUGACAGAAGGUUCCAGGUCAGGGGACUUGACUGUUUUGCAUACCAUGGUAUCUCUGCUGCCUGGCAUAGUGCCUGGAACUUAGCAGGUGAUCAAUAAAUGUUAGUUGAAUAAAUAAAAGUGAUUGAGAAAAAUGAGACCUGGAGAGGUGAAUUAAAUUUUCCAAAGUUACCAAAGUUGCAUAAAUGGGCUGGGGUUCCUAUUCAGGUGUGACUGAUUUCAGAGUCUGCUCUUUUACCCACUGUUUAUAAAUGAAGUUGUGGCUCUCAAAUGUGCUGCAUUAGCAAAGUAGAAACUACAUAAGUUAUUUUAACAGCUCAUUUAAUAUGAGAAAUCAACGUGAUAGAUGUUGAAGGACAGAAUGGGUAAACAGGGAACGCUGUUGGACAGUGGGGUGGGGAGAAGAAACAACCGCCAUCACUAGAGCUGGGGGAACAACACGGAGAAAUGGGGGUCAUCACAGCUAGAAGCCCAAGGAGCUGGGACUCAGACCCUUGAGGGAAGAGCACUGCUCUGUCGGUGCCGGCAUCUCUCAGCAAGUGUGAUGAGGCUGCUUCUGAGAGUGUGAAGUGAAACUGAGAACUGAAACCCACUGCGGCUGACAGGAACAAGGAGAAGCAAGUCUCUUGCCCAGCCUUACAGGUACCCUCUAGCCCACCCCACAUCAUCUACUGGUGUAACAGGGAUCUGAAUGGCACAGGAGAAAAGCAUUUGCAGAGUCCCAACUGCACCCAGCAGCACAAAGCUGAGUUUAAGUAGAUGGAUGUGCAGCUGAGAGGCAAGAGGGUCACAGAAGCACAUUCUUUAGAAAAUGUCCCCAUUUUUGUAUUCCCAGUGGACCUUUUCCUUGGGAUAAUGGGUCUAUUUCUUACUUCCUUAAGAUAUAAGACACUGACUCACCUGAGUUUCCAAGGUGAACUCAAAGUACUAGAAAAAAAUCUUAGGCUAAUAGUGAAUUUUCAUGGGAGAGUUAAUACCAUUAUACACUGGAUUUGAUACGCACAAAUUCAUGGAAGAGUCUUACUCUGUGUGAUUCAAUAAUAAAAUCAAUUAGCACUGCUAUGUAAUUAUCAGCAUGUCAGACAGAUGAGCUCACCAGACAGGAUGUUGGUGGACAGAACUCGUCCAGCUGGAAGCGAAACCUGAUUGUACUGGAAUAUCCAGCCAGGUCUCAGCUGUCUGCUGCUUCCUUCUGCUUCUUGCUCCCUUUGCUCAGCCUCCACCUUCAGUUGGAGGUUCUUCGUGGUGGGAAAAGAGCCUCUGAAUUCCUGCUGGUAGAUGGUUUUUUCAGUUCAGUCGCUGAGUCGUGUCCAACUUUUGCGACCCCAUGGACUACAACACAGCAGGCUUCCCUGUCCGUCACCAGCUCCCGGAGCUUGCUCAAACUCAUGAUAGUUUUUUACCUGACAUUAAAAAAAGAAAAAAAAGACUGGGCAGCUUCUUCUUAUCUUCUGAAAGUUACCGUCUUUCACCUGGCCUUGGCCCUUUAAAGGCCCUGGUGUGACUAGGGCCUGGGAGUCAGCAUUCUGUAUCUUUUUAACCCAUGGUACUCAGCCACCCACAGACCUCUGUGACUGUCCUAAGGGAACUUAGAUUCUAAGGGUAAAAACACAACCUGCACACAUAAAAAGCCUCAUAUUUUGGAGUCAGUAUAGACCUACCCAGAUCCAUAUCAAUGUCCGUUUAUUUUAGUCUUUGUCGUCAGACUGUAGUUCCAGUGGUGGCCACAUGCCAUCAGAGUGCUUUCCAAAUCCUGCCUCCUUUUCUGACUUAGAGUUGACAGUCUUAUUGCCAGCAAGCCAAACGCCUCCCACAUUCGGCUGACUUGGGUAACUCCAAUGGCUGUGAGAACAGAAGGCCCUGAGACCAGUGGGGAUAGAAGAGGCAUUACUUACCAUGUCUGGGAGCCCCAAAGGGAGGGCAGCAGGGGAAAUGGGAUUUGUCUCUGCCAUGGAAAAAAGAACAUCUGACUGUUUGGAGUGAGAUGGGAUGAAUUGCUGACUUCUCUGAUAAUUUCCUGUGUGACUUUGGGUAAAUCAUUUGGUUUCCAUAACCAUUUUUUUUCUUCUCUUCUGUAAUACAAAUACAGAUUUCAUUUGCCUUAACCAAGUUGUUAUAAUGAUUAAAAAUUUUCACCUACUUUAUACCACUUGAUCUUCCAAACACUUUAUGAGGUAGAUGUUAUACCCCUCAUUUUAAUAAUGAAAAACCCCAGGUUCAAAGAGGUGAAGGGAUUUGCCCAAAGUCACCCUGCUAGCAAUUAGCAGACAUGAGAUUUUAAACUCCAAAUCUAAGGUUGUUUGCACUGGUGAAUAAGGAUCCCUGAUCUGUGUGUUGAGUACAGCACGUACCUGGGAGACAUUUCUGUUUUUUUGUGUAUCAAAGCUGGGUUUGUAUUUGUAAACACAAGAGAGGAACAUAGAGGGCAUUUUUCUUUGCUCAGACUAUGAACCAUAAGCAAAGCCAUCAACUCCAUCUCUUGCCUCUGCAUAGCUCCUCUGCCUGUAUGAUACUCCCUCCUUUUUCUGGAACUUAGGGGAUAGGAGCUAUAUUAGUGUCAGAGAGAGGGGAGAAAAAAGAAAUAGAGAAAAACCACAAACACCUAAAGGUGAGAUAUGUUUCAAUUAUAUUUCCAGUAUCGACUCUGACGCAUAGUGAGUGUUCAUUAAGUGU